AUGGCUUCCUUUGUGGUACGCAAUGGCCAUAUCUUGAGCUGUGCAUCUGGCAGCAUCGUGGAAAACCAUUGGUUCCAGGUGGACGCUGGUCGUAUCAAAGCUAUCGGCCGUGGCGAACCGCCCGACGCGACAGCCGCAGGAACCACGGUGGAUUUGGAAGGGCGGACGGUGCUUCCGGGCUUGGCGGACAGUCAUCUUCAUGUCUUUGCCCUUGGCAAAGCCACAACUUCGGUGAACCUGGAGGGUUGUACUUCCAUGUCGGAGCUUCAAAACCGAGCUCGACAGCAUUUAGAGACAGGCACUGGCGUUGGUGGCCACUUGGAAGGUCUGGGAUGGGAUCAGGAUCUGCUUGGUCGCACGCCCAGCAGGUCUGACUUGGACCUUUGUGUUCCAACCGUCCCCGCGGUGUUUUACCGUCGAUGUCAUCACGUGGCGGUCCUGAAUUCUGCAGCGUUGAAAGCCUGCUCAAUCGGGCGGGAAACUGAGGACGUUGAAGGCGGUGUCAUUGAACGUGACAACGGGGAACCCACGGGCGUCUUGCGCGAGAAGGCGUUGGAACUGCUGAAACCCUUGACCGAUCACGAGGAGCCCUUCGAUGCUCAGAAGGACAUCUUGCUGCGAGGCUUGAGCCUUUGUGUGGAGAAUGGAGUCACCUUUGUCCAGUCGAACGACAGCAAGGUAUUAGGUGGGAUCUCAAGGCCUUGGGACGUCUAUAGCAGCCUAGCGGAGGAUGGCAAGUUGCCCUGUCGCGUCUUCCUCACGGUCGCAUGGCAAGAUGUGGGCGACGGUGCGCCGGAGGCGAAGAAGAUCUGGACGGACGGCGGGCUCGGCGCCAAGACGGCGGCCAUGUUGGAACCCUAUGCGGAUGAUAAGGAGAACAUGGGGGUGAUGCAGAUGACAGAGGAAGAAAUCGCGAAGGCCAUGAGCCAUUUGAAAAGCAAUGGCUUCCGCGUCGAAGCCCACGCAAUCGGCGACCGCGCCGCGACUUAUCUGGUGGAUGCCUUCGAAAAAUUCAUGCCUUCCACAGAGAGGCCGGUGCUGACGCAUUGCCAGUUCCUGAACAAGAGUUUGGUCGAGCGAAUGUCCAAGGGUGGAAUCAUCGCAAAUGUUCAGCCUCAGUUCGUCCCUUCAGACCUGCCCAUCAUCAAGUCACGCGUUGGUGAAGGCACUGAGCGUUUCAGAUACGCCUACGUUUGGCGCACUCUGAUGAAGGCCGGCGUGCACGUGGCAGGGGGCAGUGAUGCACCGGUGGAAGCACCAACGCCCUUGGUGGGCAUGGCAGAUGCCAUGGAACAUGCGCUUUUCGAGGCCGAACGGAUGACGUUGGUGGAGGCGCUCUCGAUGUACACCCUGGAAGCGGCCUAUGCGGCACGCGCAGAGGAGCGCCUGGGAAGUUUGGAAGUUGGGAAAGAGGCCGACUUCGUGGUCCUAUCCUGCAAGUCUGAUGCCCAGGGACUCACAGCCUCUGAACUACGAAGUUGCCAAGUCGAGAAGGUUUACGUGCACGGCAAGCUGGUGCACGAACUGACCAGUGACGCCAAGCGCCGGCGCGUGGCGCUCGGGGACGGGCCGGGGAAGAGUGGCCUGGUGCCGUUCGUGCGGGGCCGCUGCCCGGCCUGCAGCAUGGCAUCGCAUAGCUGUUCCAGCGCCUCCAAAGUCGAGGGCUGA
Messenger RNA from Cladocopium goreaui, 1668 nucleotides. The record is from the annotation of a GenBank genome assembly. Lineage: Eukaryota; Dinophyceae; Suessiales; Symbiodiniaceae.